Molecule: messenger RNA, 1913 nt
Organism: Clarias gariepinus (North African catfish)
Lineage: Eukaryota; Metazoa; Chordata; Actinopteri; Siluriformes; Clariidae
Gene: surf4
Product: surfeit 4
Exons: 6
Coding region: 236-1045 (269 amino acids)
Biological process (GO): Golgi organization
Cellular component (GO): endoplasmic reticulum-Golgi intermediate compartment; endoplasmic reticulum; membrane
Source: RefSeq, a predicted model, not a curated record
GUACACGUGGCACACACGGCGAGUCCGCGCGCCGCGUCUCACGCGCGAGGGGGGCUUAUCGUAGCGGCGCGCGCGGGAUUGUGGGACGGCGGCGGCCUAGUCUUGACGGACAGGCGGGGGGGAAAAAUCUCUAAAUCUCUCUAACUCUGCCUGAAAUAAGAGCGAGAGAACAACCAACAACAACAACAGGUUUAUUUUAUUCUGACAGCGGGCGUCUUCACAGAAUCGACCAGCCAUGGGUCAGGAGGACAUCAUGAGCACGGCGGAGGAUGUCGCGGAUCAGUUCCUUAGAGUGACGAAACAUUACCUGCCUCACCUGGCGCGGCUGUGUCUCAUCAGCACCUUCCUGGAGGACGGCAUCCGCAUGUGGUUCCAGUGGUACGAGCAGAGAGACUACAUCGAGGCCACCUGGGGCUGCGGGUACUUCCUGGCCACGUGCUUUGUGCUGCUUAACCUAUUAGGACAGCUGGGUGGCUGUGUCUUGGUUCUCAGUAGAAAUUUUGUACAGUAUGCUUGCUUUGGAUUAUUUGGCAUUAUUGCACUACAGACUGUCGCCUACAGUAUCCUAUGGGAUCUAAAGUUUUUGAUGAGGAACAUGGCUCUGGGAGGCGGGUUGUUGCUCCUCUUGGCCGAGUCACGCUCUGAGGGGAAGAGCAUGUUCGCCGGGGUGCCUACGAUGGGCGAGAGCUCCCCGAAGCAGUACAUGCAGCUGGGUGGUCGUGUGCUGCUCGUCCUCAUGUUCAUGACCCUGCUGCACUUCGAUUCCAGCUUCUUCUCGAUCCUGCAAAACAUGGUAGGCACGGCGCUCAUCAUUUUGGUGGCCAUCGGCUUCAAGACCAAGUUGGCGGCUCUUACCCUGGUGGCGUGGCUCAUGGCCAUCAACGUCUACUUCAACGCUUUCUGGACGGUUCCCACCUACAAGCCCAUGCAUGACUUCCUCAAGUACGAUUUCUUCCAGACCACGUCGGUCGUCGGUGGCCUGCUGCUAGUGGUGGCUCUCGGUCCCGGGGGCGUGUCCAUGGACGAGAAGAAGAAGGAGUGGUAAGAAGACUUCUUCCUCUACAAUAAAAGGGGAAGGAGGGAAAAAAAAAAUAAGUUAAUCUACUGCCCAGGACAUAAGGACCCACAAAUCUUAAAACAACCCAGUCCAACCCGGAGCCACCUCUCUUCAUUCUCUUCUUCACCUGCCUUUUUUUUUUUUUCAUUUCUCUUGCUUUUUGUUUUUACAAAUUUACAAUGACAAAAAUAUAAUUUUUUAAGAUGCCUGAUUAUAUCCCAGUGUAAAGAAAAGAAGAAGAAAAAAAACAGCCUGAAUGACAUGGAACUGUCUGAUUUAAUGUUAUUUUGCUUUUCUUCCCCCCUGUCACUGUUGUCCAAGCAUUGUAAAUGUCCCCCUGUUUGGGGUGUUUCGCUUUUUCCUGCACAUUGCUUAUACGGUUGUUAUUUUUUAAAACACUUGAGAAAUAGCUGUGAAUGUGUACACAUGUACAGUAUAAACUCUGUGAAACGACAGUAAUUUAGCGAUCUAACUGAAAGAUGCUUCUAAAUAAUGAACUGAUGCUCUGGCUUUUGGGGUGCACAGAGUCUCCUGUAACACUGGUCGUGGUUCAGAUGAGAAGGGCGGGGGGAUUCGAUAUGUUUUAAGCCCCCUACGGAAUAGUAAGGCGGAAUCUGGCUGCGGUGUUUUCACACUAGUGGACUGUGUACUGGCUGAAACUAAGCUUGGAUUUAUCGUACACGUAAAAAAACACUAUUUUACACUUCUGCCCAAGUCAGGAGGUCUUUUUUUUUUUUUUUUUUUUUUUUGUCUUGAUCUGUGUUUUUGCUGUCGUUAAAAUAACACAUUGAUUUACAGAAGUUUAUAAUGUAUUUUUUUUUUUUUUUUUUUUUUUGUUGUUUUCAGGCGGAGAAAA